Larimichthys crocea (large yellow croaker) is the source of this 2635-nucleotide messenger RNA. RefSeq names its product protein arginine methyltransferase 1 (gene prmt1). Gene Ontology annotation, molecular function: histone methyltransferase activity; protein-arginine omega-N monomethyltransferase activity; protein-arginine omega-N asymmetric methyltransferase activity. The coding region runs from base 87 to 1133 and encodes 348 amino acids. The record is from RefSeq and is a predicted model, not a curated record. The transcript is spliced from 10 exons. Gene Ontology annotation, cellular component: nucleus. NCBI's taxonomy places the organism in Eukaryota, Metazoa, Chordata, Actinopteri, Sciaenidae. Gene Ontology annotation, biological process: peptidyl-arginine methylation, to asymmetrical-dimethyl arginine; chromatin remodeling.
UCCAAUCAGAAUACAAAACUGCCUCUCGUAGGCGGGAUCAAGGGAAGACUCUUACAAGCACACGCAGUCACAGGAAGGAGAUCGAAAUGGCGGCGCCAGCAGAGAGGAUGGAGGUUACUCAGGGGGAGAGCUCAGCCAAGCCUGCAGCUGAGGAUAUGACGUCAAAGGACUACUACUUUGACUCAUACGCCCACUUUGGCAUCCACGAGGAGAUGCUGAAGGACGAGGUCCGCACACUGACGUACCGCAAUUCCAUGUUCCACAACAAGCACCUGUUUAAGGACAAGGUGGUGCUGGACGUGGGCAGUGGGACAGGCAUCCUCUGCAUGUUUGCUGCCAAAGCAGGAGCCAAGAAGGUUAUAGGGAUAGAGUGCAGUAGCAUCUCAGACUACGCUGUGAAAAUUGUCAAAGCCAACAAGCUGGAUGAUGUUGUGACCAUCAUCAAGGGAAAGGUGGAGGAGGUGGAGCUGCCUGUUGAUGGAGUAGACAUCAUCAUAUCAGAGUGGAUGGGCUACUGCCUCUUCUAUGAGUCCAUGCUCAACACAGUCAUCUAUGCCAGGGACAAAUGGCUGAAGCCGGAUGGACUCAUUUUCCCAGACAGGGCAACGCUUUAUGUCACUGCCAUCGAAGACAGGCAGUAUAAGGACUACAAAAUCCACUGGUGGGAGAACGUGUAUGGUUUUGAUAUGUCGUGCAUCAAGGAGGUGGCAAUUAAGGAACCCCUGGUUGAUGUUGUGGACCCCAAGCAGCUGGUCAGCAGUGCCUGUCUCAUUAAGGAGGUGGACAUCUACACAGUGAAGUUGGAGGACCUGAGCUUCACCUCACCAUUCUGCCUGCAGGUGAAAAGGAAUGACUACAUCCAUGCUCUGGUCACUUACUUCAACAUCGAGUUCACUCGCUGUCACAAGAGGACCGGCUUCUCCACCAGCCCAGAGUCUCCCUACACUCACUGGAAGCAGACCGUGUUCUACUUGGAUGAUUACCUGACCGUCAAGACUGGCGAGGAGAUCUUUGGCACCAUCAGCAUGAAGCCAAACGUUAAAAACAAUAGAGACCUGGACUUCACUGUAGACAUCGACUUCAAGGGUCAGCUAUGUGAGAUGUCUAAGACGUCAGAGUACAGGAUGCGUUAGAAGGUUCUUCUUUCUCUCUCCCCGUCUUAGUUUGUCUUUAGUAGAGGACAGAUUAUACUGUAUAACUGGGAGUCUGUACAAUAGUUUGAUGCUCCCACAGCAACAUUUUAAGACUUUCUUCUUUUUUUUUGUCAUUUUCUUGUUCCAACAUUAACAGUAUUUAAAAGUUUUUCACAUCCUUGGGGUCAAAGUGCAUUGGCGUGGUGAUUUAUUGUGCAGUAGACACUUAAACCGUGUGUUUGACAUGUACCUGGUAUUUGCGUCCAACAUCCUGGGGUUUACUAUCGGAUUCUUGUCCUUUUGCAUGUGCGACAUCCUAAAAGACAUCAUCACAUCGGCCCUGCUGACAUGUCUGCAUAGUAUUACUGUUCAGUCAUUUGCCCCUCUGUAUGGUCAUUACAUGACCAGCCACCGGUGUCCUUUUUGAUUGUGUUUAAGCUGUAGGUAUGUGGGUCUUUUGGAUUUCUGUAUACUCAAACAAACACUGCGUCCUCCACGUAUGUAUCACUUAAUAGAAACCACAUGUAACUGCUGUCCACCAAACACACCAUGUUCAGACCAAAAGUAGCCUUGUCUUUUUAAAACUGGCUCUGUGUUGGUGUGAAUGUGGCGCUCCAGGUUCAUGCGAGAAGACAAAUUACAACACAGCAGGUUCUUGUCUGUGAAGUUGUAACAGCAGCAUCUCUGUGCUCUGUACAGUAGAACUGAUAAAAUAAUGCUCAGCACACACUCUACCGUCUCCAUCUGUGCUUGCAUGCAUUAAAUUAUCCAGCAUGGUGUCACUGAAUAACAAACAGUUCUGCAGCAAUAGCUAAUUCUGAAUGUUUCCUUCAUUGUUGGCACCCCCACUGUUCCCUUAAUGAGUGCUCCUCAGCAGGUGCCUAGUUUAUCCAUAUACAGGCAGUAGGAGCUAGAGAUAAAAUAAUAAAUCCCCUGACUCAACAACAUUUUUGAUUUGCAAUAAAUAUUCAAAUAAACUGUAAGAAGCUGUGUUCAAAGUAAAAAUAAUUGGCCUAAAGGCCCCCCACAGUGAAGCCAUGGUUGUCUGCAUAUUCAGAAGUAAUGGUUAUUGCAUUCCACCCUCCAUUUCCUUUGAAGAACGGUGUGCGUUGAGUAGAUGUCGCCCUUUUUCAGUUUGAACACCUUGCUUAAUAAAACCUGAUUAAAGUUAGUACAUAGGGUGGGAGUGUUCUGGGGUGGUUAGCUUGCAGCAUUUGUGAUGCAGCAGCUCCAGUCAGACACUUUGGAGGAAACCUCUUGAAAUGUUAAUUACUGUUGGCAUUGAAGGAAGAGAUGACUGCCUCCUCCACAGCUCUGUCAGGUGUGUCUUGUACAGAGUGUGAAGCUGCUUGUGUCCAUCUGAACAGUAGUAAACAUGUUUGCACUCUGCAGAGACCGCUCUGACUCACCACACAGUUUUUUUCUCUUUUGUAUUGUUUUUGUUGUUGGCUGUUUGUUUUUUUUAAAAAAAAAAAAACUUAAAUAAAACACGUUAACAGAAA